Messenger RNA from Limulus polyphemus (Atlantic horseshoe crab), 824 nucleotides. RefSeq names its product Down syndrome cell adhesion molecule homolog. Gene Ontology annotation, molecular function: cell-cell adhesion mediator activity. The transcript has 3 exons. Gene Ontology annotation, cellular component: plasma membrane; axon. Gene Ontology annotation, biological process: axon guidance; dendrite self-avoidance; homophilic cell-cell adhesion. The coding region runs from base 87 to 824 and encodes 245 amino acids. The record is from RefSeq and is a predicted model, not a curated record. NCBI's taxonomy places the organism in Eukaryota, Metazoa, Arthropoda, Merostomata, Xiphosura, Limulidae.
CUUAAUAACAAACAAACAAACACAUUCAUGUUAGAGUAGAAUCAUGAUCUGUGACGUCAUCUCUAAAAUAUAAAGUUUUAAUUUACAUGUUCUUGAAAAGUUUACUCGUGUUCUGUGUUAGAUAUCAAAGAAUCGUCUGCAAUGAGCUGGAUAUCACUUACCAGAAGUUCGUUAUGUCUUCUUACACAGAACCACCGAUUUUACAACCCUCUGAGUUUCCUAGUGACAUUGAGCUGGGUUCGAGAGUACAAAUCAUGUGUUAUCUCAAGAAAGGUGAUUUACCAGUUACCUUUACAUGGAACAAAGAUGGAAAACAACUAUUGACCAACGAACGAGUCACUGUCUCCAGUUUAGAUACUUUCACAAGUAAUUUAAGAAUCCAGAGAGUUAUUUCUGAAGACGUAGCCAACUACUCCUGUACAGCCGCUAAUUCAGCAGGAUCUGACAGUUUUACAGCGGCUCUUAUCGUUAGAGCGCCACCUUUCUGGAAACAACAACCAGAGAACACGGUCCAGGCUAUCAUAGCUACACGAACGUUGAUUGGUUGUUCUGUCGGGGGAUAUCCUGCUCCUAGAGUCACCUGGAAAAUAAAAAAUCCUUCAGGCUCCUUCACUCCAGUCUCCAGGAGCUACAAGAUGAAAGUGUUGGACAACGGAACAUUGGUGAUUAACGACGUUAAGGAGACAGAUUCAGGAACGUACCUGUGUCAGGCUGAUAACGGAGUGGGGGAAAAGUUGGAGAAAGCUGUCCGUCUGUCUGUCCACGGUAAUACUUCUUAUUCGAGUGGUGGUUUAGAAAGUCCCCGAGUAUUCAAAGAUUAUUAA